ACCGUACAGAGCUGGGGCACAGUACCCAAACUAUGGGCAGAGAAACUGGCACGCCAGCUGUUGUAGGAAUACAAGCUUAAAGGCGCAUUAAGAAUCGGAAGUUCUGUAGAAGCUGCCACAGGUUGCCUAUACCGGCAGUAAUCUGCCCCUGAGGCUGCUGGAAUGAUCCCUGUCUGUGCUGCCCAGUGAGCAGUGUCAGUGCUUGUACUCUGGGAACAGGUAGUUGGAAGGAAACAGGCUCACCACAGAAAAAUAAGAAGAAAAAUAAAAGAUUAUAAAGCAGGUGAACUCAGAAAGUACCUUUACACAGAGGAGAUGGUGCGGAUUUUGGCAAACGGUGAAAUUGUCCAGGAUGAUGACCCCCGAGUAAGAACAAAUGCUCACACGAGAACUAACAAUCAGCGACAGGGAUAUUUUAACACGCCUACCAAUGGUGGACAAGGCCCACAGCAGAUUCCACAAGAGGAAAGGAGGCCAGAAGGACGCUCUCCAUUCUCUGAAAUUAACCAGCAGCUUGUAAAUAUGGGCUUUCCACGAUGGAACCUUGGAAAUCAGGUGGUAGAACCAGUCAUGUCCAUUCUUCUUCUAUUCCUCAUUCUUAUGGUGGGUGUACGGGGCUUACUUCUGGUUGGCCUGAUAUAUGUUGUCUCACACCUCAGCCAAAGAUGAACGGAAAUGGUACCAAGAACCUAACCUUUUGUAUUCAUGGUUUCUGCAUUGUAAUAAUUGUGUAUGAACAGUGGACCAAAAUGACAGCUAUUUAUUGUUGUUAUUUAAGUUGUAAAAAAAUAUAUAGGUUUUUUAAAGAUCCAUACUUCAUCUCAGUGAUACACCACAACAAAUUGUUUCAUCUCAAUGAAUCAACAGUCCUGAAAAAGGAUUUGUUUAUAUGUGUGAUGUCUUACAAAUAUAAUAACAAAAGAAUUCAAAAUAUCACAUUUAUAUUAAAAAUAUUUUGUAACUUUUCCUGAAUUUCCAGACACCUGGGAAUUUUUUUACUGCACAGAGCAAAAUACAGCACUGUACAUAUCAGACUGGUGCAUUCUUCUGCGACCUCUGCAUGUGCAGUUAUAUCACCUGUAAUUUUUAAGGUGGUGAAACACAUAGGUGUUCUGAAAUUUUAACUGAAUACUGCUGUAGAAAGUCAUAAAACUGUGGAGCAGUAAAAAAUUGGCAUGUAUGUACAUGAUAGGGAAAACAAAUUGUAUGCUCCACUCUAUCAGGUACUAAUGUGAAUAAUGAUAUUUCUGCUGCUUAAUAGGUAGAGGUUACAGAAUUAAAAGAUAAUAAUAUAUACUAUGUACUCGAACCACUAAAGCACUUGUAGCAAUAUUGUGUGUAUCUGCAGCUAUCAGUGAACUUUUAUAAAAGUAAGUAAAUCUGAGAACCAAUGUUAAACUCUUAUUCUGUAUAAGAUAGCUGGAUAUCUAAAAUAAAUUUUGGACUCAAAAUU
This is a messenger RNA of Xenopus tropicalis (tropical clawed frog), 1453 nucleotides long. RefSeq names its product family with sequence similarity 241 member B (gene fam241b). NCBI's taxonomy places the organism in Eukaryota, Metazoa, Chordata, Amphibia, Anura, Pipidae. Gene Ontology annotation, cellular component: membrane. The transcript is spliced from 3 exons. Bases 316 to 669 code for a protein of 117 amino acids. The record is from RefSeq and is a predicted model, not a curated record.